This is a messenger RNA of Spathaspora passalidarum NRRL Y-27907, 447 nucleotides long. RefSeq lists its product as uncharacterized. NCBI's taxonomy places the organism in Eukaryota, Fungi, Ascomycota, Pichiomycetes, Serinales, Debaryomycetaceae. The record is from RefSeq and is a predicted model, not a curated record. The transcript has a single exon. Bases 1 to 447 code for a protein of 148 amino acids.
AUGGACAAUUCAAUACCCCUCACGUUAGAGGAAUUUAAAGUUAGAAUUUCAAAGAUCUCUGAAGCUGAACUACAAGAUCAAAAACAAGAACAAAGGUCAUUACUUUUACACCUUGUUGAAACCAACAAUGAGUUAGAUCUGGAGAUCCACCUACUUCACAGGAAAGAAAUAAAGACCAACGAGGAUUUGAAUGAUAUAAAAUUUUAUAAGGAAACAGUUCUUGAAAAUAAAGGCGUUAUUCUAGAUAAAGUUGCUCGAAUUUCGGCCAUCAAUGACGAGUUAGUAGCCCGAGGUAUUUUAGAUGAAAAGAUGAAAUCAGACGAAGAGGAGAAAUUGAUUAGCGAGGUUGUCCAAAAAGACAUCACAAAUGUAUGCGAUAAAAAGGAGGAAACAAUCGAUGUUCCAGAAACAAAUGAACAAGAAUCUGAAGAAGGUGUAUACUUAUAG